Protopterus annectens (West African lungfish) is the source of this 2470-nucleotide messenger RNA. RefSeq names its product INSM transcriptional repressor 2 (gene INSM2). The record is from RefSeq and is a predicted model, not a curated record. The coding region runs from base 218 to 1780 and encodes 520 amino acids. Lineage: Eukaryota; Metazoa; Chordata; Ceratodontiformes; Protopteridae. The transcript has a single exon. Gene Ontology annotation, biological process: regulation of cell cycle process; neuron differentiation; negative regulation of transcription by RNA polymerase II. Gene Ontology annotation, cellular component: nucleus; transcription repressor complex. Gene Ontology annotation, molecular function: RNA polymerase II cis-regulatory region sequence-specific DNA binding; DNA-binding transcription repressor activity, RNA polymerase II-specific.
UUCCAUCUCUUACCUUUGAUUGGACGGGGCUCCAGUUAACUAGGAUGACUUCACGCCACACAAAAAGACAUUUCUACUAUAAAAGCACAACAGGGCAAGAUGCUAUAAUGUUUUUUUCCAUGAACAUUAAAGUUAGUGUACCGGUCACUUUAACACGCAGCUAACUGAAAACUCCCUGCGCAUUUCGUUUGAUUGCAGAAGUAGUCUGGAUGUAAAGAUGCCAAGAGGCUUCUUAGUUAAAAGAAACAAAAGAACAUUCUCCGUGUCUUACAGGAUGCGAUCCGAGGAGAGAGAGGAGUCUGCCCAUCUAAAGCCACUUUCUCGGCUAUCUGUGACACAUGCGAGUAUACUUCCUCAAGUCACUCCCGUGUAUUUUGAGAAGACCAGCUCGGACCACAUUUUGAAGGGAGAUGAAGAUUUUAAACAGCCUUGUACAUCGAAUAACAGCAAAACAGCCAAUGAGCUAAAUGAACCAAGAUCUGAUUCAAGUCAUCCUAUAUGCAACUCCGUCCAGAAUAUCCCCACAUGGGCCAGCACUGCUGAAGUUCCAGUUAAGCCAACAACUCUAGAAAUGAAGACAGCAUUUUUUGACAGAGCCAUGAGCUCACCAGUGUAUGCAGAGUCAUUCCCUGCAGCAGCUCGUUUCUCCCCCAUUGAAAAACUCUUGAUGCACCACCCACCAUUAGCAACACCUGAAGUCAAAAUAGAUACGAGAGCACCGCUUUGUUCGUCUCUACAAGUUACUAAGCGUUCUUUCAUUGAACCAACUGAUCGUAGGGGCAAGCUCACGGCCAAAAAAUCAAAAGUGAUGAGAAAGCUUAAUUUUGAAGACCAGGUAACUACAUCUCCAGUACUUGGUUUGAAAAUUAAAGAGGACGCUGACAUAAAAAACAGUGCUCCGUCAGGUAGCAGAACAACUCUACGCGAGUUUAUCUGUCAGCUUUGCAAGGAGGAAUACCCAGACCCUUUUGCUUUAGCUCAACACAAGUGCUCAAGGAUAGUCCGAGUGGAGUAUCGGUGUCCCGAGUGCGACAAAGUCUUCAGCUGUCCCGCUAACCUGGCAUCACACCGCAGGUGGCACAAACCUCGACCUCUAAGCAUUACAGACAGCGAAACCUGUAAAAAACUACAGCUGCCUGUUACUGAAGGGAGUCUUUCUGUUGAAGAAGGCAAAGAGAAUACAGCUAAAUCGGUUCUAAAAGAUCAGCACCGGCAAACGGCAGACAGCUCCCACUUAGAUCAGCACCUGAGAAUGAAGAACAGCUCCCUAAGCCUUAACGAAAAAAAGUUGAAUGAUACCAACCAGAACGCAAGUGGGGGUGUCACAGAUACACUGUCCGCGCAUACCCAUAUCCCUUACAGAAACGAUGAAGUUUACACAUGUCCUUAUUGUUACAAGAAGUUCCGCAGGCAAGCUUACCUAAGAAAACAUCUGACAACGCAUCAAGUGUCUAGGCCACCACCCAUCUUUAACCAGCUAGAGACAGGGCAAGUUACUUUUCCUUGCCACAUGUGCGGGACUUAUUUUCCUACAGCAGAUAUACGGGACAAACACCGGCUAUGGCACACCAUGACUGAAGAAAUGCUGCUAUCUCCUAAGGAAGGUUUUGCAGUGGCUUUGCAUGACAGUACCGAAGGAGAACAACAGAUCUUUAGCUGUAGGCAUUGUGCCUCUACCUUCUUUAGUUCCACAGGGCUGACAAGACACAUUAAUAAAUGUCACCCAGCUGAGACUAGACAGGUUCUCCUCCUUCAAAUGCCACUGAGACCAGGAUGCUAAUAGUUGACAAGACAUUUUUUUAAAAUAUGUUUUCAAGAAUUGCUCCAAAAGAACAUUCCCUAAGACUCCAAGCAUUUCACUUUCAGUACAGUAGAGAAAGUGGAAAUACCAGUUUAAAUUUCUCAAGGUGUUGUGCAUGUACUUAUAAAAAUUGAAGUGUUUUCAAUGUAACUUUUAUGUUUUAAUUCUACAGAAAUGCUUGCAGUGAUUCUUACAAUUCUCAGCCUGAAGUCUAACAGCUAGCAGUACUGAUGUUCAAUGAAGACAGUAUAAAUCCAAAGGAACUGCAUCUUCCUUUUAGUAGUCCCUCCCUUGAAAUUAAAGGAAACAAGAAAAAAUGUAUUUAGAAAUUAGAAAAAAAGGAAAGAACUGUAUUUAAAUACUACAAAUAAUGGCAUGUACAAUGAAGGAACAUUUUUUAGUGUCUUUUUUUUUGGGGGGGUGAAGUAUUCAAACCUAAGUGGACAGUAAGAUGAUAUGCAAGUCUUACAAAUGCAAAUAUAUACUCUACAGGUAAGCACCAAAACCAAGCAGACAAUUAUAACAAUGGACUUUCAACAAAUUCAACAGAUAGUGCCACAGUGCAAACCAAAUCAGAAAUUACAAUGAUUUUUCUUCAGGUCUGCAAAAAUAAAUAAAUAAAUAAAUAAUACACAACUUCUUGCACAACAGAUUUAUUUUUUACAAGGA